UUGUGUUGGCAGUCUACAGAGAAUACGUAAACUGGUACAGAAGGAGAUCUCUGAAGCAGUGGAAUGAAUUUGACCAUUUGGAAAAUUACCACAGAGGAAAAUCCAAACAAAGUUUCCAGACGAACAUUAAUCCUGUUACGGUUCUGGACGCGUUGUGGAUUUAUACCUGAAAACCACCUGCAUUAAGGUGUAAUCUCAUCCACCAGCCAACAGAUACCUUCACCUCCUGUGAAUUUGUUUGCUGGGUAAAAAAAAAAAAAGGCAGCAGUUUUUCCACAGCUAUGAGUAGGCUCAGGGAAAAAAGUGUUGGAAUCUUCUGCUGUCUUGUGUUGCUCGUUGUCAGCUUCACUUCCUUAUAUUUAAGAUAUGUAGCGAGCCUCGUCCCUGUGGCCAGUGAGGGAAAUCUGAGCAUCAAUUUAGACGACACGCUCAACUUUGGGGCCAGACAGGAGGUUGAAACACGCACAUCUUGGAAAGCUCCUAUCAUCUGGGAGGGGAUGUUUGACCCCAAACUUUACGACCAAAAGCACAUCCAAAAAAAAUCAUCUGUGGGCCUCACCGUGUUUGCUGUUGGAAGGUACCUGGAUGCCUACCUGAAGACUUUCCUUACCUCUGCAGAACAACAUUUCAUGUUGGGAUUACAAGUGACAUAUUACGUGUUCACCGAUCAACCAGACAAGGUACCACACCUCGAGCUCGGUCCUCAGCGAAGCCUGAAGGUUAUCCAGGUGGAAAAGCACUCCAGGUGGCAGGACAUCUCUAUGAUGCGCAUGAAAACAAUAUCAGAUACCAUAGAAUCAGAGAUUCGUCACCACUGCAAUUAUGUCUUCUGCUUUGAUGUGGAUCAGGAGUUUAAGGGAAGAUUUGGCUCAGAGGCUCUGGGGGAUUCUGUAGCUCAGAUACAUGCCUACUUUUACAAAGCUCCACAGCAAAGCCUCACCUAUGACAGAAACCCCAAAUCCAAAGCCUACAUGGAAUACGGAGAUUACUACUACCACGCUGCUCUCUUUGGAGGCCUGUGUGAACAUGUGAAGAAUUUGGCAGAUUACUGCUUUCUGGGUAUCAUGGAGGACAAACUAAAUCAUGUGGAGGCUCUGUGGCACGAUGAGAGUCAUCUAAACAAGUACUUUUGGCUUCACAAACCAACCAGGUUGCUCUCCCCCGAGUACUGCUGGGACCGGGCUCCCAACAAGGACAUACAAGUCAUCCGCCUAAUAUGGGCACCAAAACAUUAUGACACACUUCGUACUAAGUAGAGUGGCUAGAAGAGCAAGAAAUAACGCAGUGCAAGAUUGUUUACUGAAAGGCUUUGUAUUGGACUCUUACUUAGAAAAGAAAUAGCAGAAUUAACCUUUCUAUUUGCCUUUGUUGAAAAUCCAACUCAGGUAAAUCUUAAUUGUCUUUGUCAAGAAUGUGUUGAGAGGAUUAUGUUGACAAAAAGGUUUGAUACCAAAUCUGCGUUACUUAAUAUAUUAAAGAUGUCUUCAAUUCAUAUUUUUAUACAAAGAAAUUCUGACCU
Sander lucioperca (pikeperch) is the source of this 1519-nucleotide messenger RNA. RefSeq names its product N-acetyllactosaminide alpha-1,3-galactosyltransferase-like. The record is from RefSeq and is a predicted model, not a curated record. Gene Ontology annotation, biological process: carbohydrate metabolic process. Gene Ontology annotation, cellular component: Golgi apparatus; vesicle; membrane. Gene Ontology annotation, molecular function: hexosyltransferase activity. Lineage: Eukaryota; Metazoa; Chordata; Actinopteri; Perciformes; Percidae. Bases 282 to 1256 code for a protein of 324 amino acids. The transcript is spliced from 6 exons.